CCUCCGAGCCCGCCCCCGGCCCCGCUACUUGCCCCGUGCUCCUCCCUCCACCGCCGGGCUGCGGCUGCGCUUCGUGGGCGGCGGGAGGCAAAUGGCGGCCGCCGCCUUCUCCUCCUCCUUCACCGUCUCGCUGCGCCCCUGCUUGGCUCCCCUGAGGAGAUGGCGAGCCCUGUCCUGCCCGGCGCCCCGCAGCGCCAGCGGCUCCCCCCGCAGCGCCGCCAGCGAUGAAGCAACUGUUAUCUCAGGGACCAAGCUUGCUAAAGAAGUCUUGAAGGAAGUUCAAAGGGAUGUGGAAUCGUGGAUAUCCUCUGGAAACAAGAGGCCUCAUCUCACUGUUGUAUUAGUAGGAGACAAUCCAGCUAGCCAUAUAUAUGUCAGAAACAAGGUAAAAGCAGCUACAGCUGUAGGCAUUUCUAGUGAGAUCAUACUAAGGCCUGAAGAUGUUUCUCAGGAAGAACUGUUAGAUAUGACAUUGAAACUCAACAAGGAUCCAUCAGUUAGUGGUGUAUUAGUUCAGCUACCUCUCCCAGACCAUAUAGAUGAGCGAACAGUUUGUAAUGCUAUCGCACCCGAAAAGGAUGUGGAUGGAUUUCAUAUUAUUAACAUUGGACGUCUGUGUCUUGAUCAGCCUUCGAUAAUACCUGCAACUGCUGCUGCCGUGUGGGAAAUAAUAAAGCGGACAGGAAUCCAAACAUUUGGAAAAAAUGUUGUUGUAGCUGGGAGAUCUAAGAAUGUUGGAAUGCCAAUUUCAAUGCUUUUACAUACUGAUGGAGAGCAUGAAAGACCUGGCGGUGAUGCUACAGUGACCAUUACUCACCGAUACACGCCGAAAGAGCAGCUCAAGAUCCAUACUCAACUUGCUGACAUUGUCAUAGUAGCUGCAGUAGAGUACACAGAGCAGCCGAGGCUCUUGAAGCUUAUGCAGACCUGUCUGGAAGAGCACCACAGCUAUUGUAUUAAUGGACUCUGCGCUUUCCACAGUGAGCUGAGGAAACCCAUCUGCAAGUGCCUUGCAGGUUAUAAUGGAGAGAGGUGUGAACAUUUAACACUAAAUUCCUAUGCACAUAAUUCUUACGAACGCUACAUUGCUGUGGGAAUUGGUAUAGGGAUACUGACAAGUGGGAUACUUGCCAUCAUCUACUGCUACGUAAGAAAGAGAUGCAGGAAAUUGAAAUCGCCCUACAAAGUCUGCACAGGAGAGACAGCGUUGUGAAGACAUGGCGCUGGGACACUUAGCAAUCUGCCUGUAGGCAAGAGGCGGUUCUGUUUGGAGGGCCACCCCCCGCCAUCUAGCAGGUACCCCAGCCUCGCUGACGAGGUGAAAUGAAGGGAGUGACGGAGCGAGUGUGUAAACGGAACUGCUGCAGAACUGCUGGGCUCCAUUCGCUUUUGAAGAAAGACUUGAUAUUUCUAGUGAAGGCUGCUAGAUGAGCAGGUCAGAACAGCAAGGGAUACUUGCAGCCUUCUCAGCGCUCUCCUGCGGUUCAUAUUUGUCCAGGAGAGGACUGAGUCAUUUUAUCUAGUUUUUGGUCAUUUCAAGCCCUAGUACAGUGUUCUGCUCUGGUCUUUCCUGUCUUUUUUUUUCUCCUUCCCUGAAACAACCUGUUUCACAAUGGAAUUGUAUUCUGAACAUCAUGUGCUGAUGAGAAGCCAUCUGGAUUCUGCUUCUAUUGCCGUAUGGGACAAAAUCAUCAAGUGCUUUGGACUGAGGAAAAUACAUUGUUCUCGGAGACUUAGUAAAAUCUGGAAUAACAGGUAUGCGAUUUCUGGAAAAUCAGACUAUGACACCUUGGGACACAGCAAGUUCUUAACGUUUUUGACGACAGAAGGAAUUCAACAUCUUUCUCGAAAUGGAUUAUGGAGUGUGCUUGUGACAAAGAACACAAGUUUUCCUAAACAUCAUGUAGCAGCUCAUCACAUUGCUGAAACUUAAUGCAAAACAUUGCUUUGCUGCACGGUGAUUUCAGAGCAAGACUCCAGCUGCUACAGAAUCUGGAAUUUUGUUAUGCAACUUAGCAUAGCUUUGCCAAGGAAGCAUAUUCAUUUUACUCCUUGUGCACAUCCUGUGCACAAUGUGACCACUCAGAUAAAAAAGAAAUGGCCACAGGGAUUUUGUUUCGUCCUGGCCAGACAGAUUAUUACCAGGUGCUUGUUUUCCUUCAUCUUUCCUACAAAGAAACGCGAAGGCCGGAGGAUUUUGGUCAAGAAGAGACUGAGUUGGUUGUAAGGAUGGUGGCACUAAUUGUGACUUCUCACUGACAUUUGGAGGAUUUGCCAGUGCCGAUGAGACUGGAGAUGUCUCCCAGAGAUUUUUCAUUUCAGCUGUUGCACAUUGUAGACAAAUUUGCUGUGCUUAGUCAUCUACAAGGAAAAGGCAGAUAGGUACCUCAACAAUCUUUGGGAUUUUUGUGGAAUAAUGCAGGCUCCUAAAUUGCUGUGCGUUGCUGAGAGGUUCAAUUUCUUUGUUAUGCAAGUUCAUUUUUACCAGAGGAUGGUUGUCAUUUGUUUUUUGUUUAAAAAAAUAAUAAUAAUAAGCUGUGUAUUUGUGAGACUACAAUGGUAAUGCUGAAGUGUGUAUGGAAGGCUGGAUUUUGAGGAGGUAAAUGCACACUGAGCACUUGAGUGUUCAGAAGUUCAGUGGGCUCCUCACAUGGGGGAUCCUGGUCAGUAACUGAGUCGUCUCAGCUCUUGAUUUCAUACAAAAAAAAAAAAGGCAAACAAAAAAACCUCACAGCACAUGACCCUGACUGGACAUGAUUUUGAAGUCAGCUUUCAGUUGUUGCCCUGUUUUCUGUGUCACCUGUAUGUAGUGAGAGAGCAAUCAGAUGUUAAUGCCUGUGCAAAUGCACUUAGGCAUGCAAAAAACACCCUUCACCCCUUGCACACACACACUGUACAAAGGCUGAACUGAAGUACCUGUUAAAAACUGCACGUCAUCAGGAAAACACAGGUUAAAAAUCUUCCUUAUAUCUCUGAGAAAAUUUUAAUCGCUGGACAGGCCAAAAAGAGGAAAAGCUGCAAAGCAUUUGUCAUGCAAAUUAAUCUUUUCCAGUGUCUCUUCCCACACACACCUUGCAAGUGUUGUGUUCGCUUGUAGAAAAAAAAUCUUUCUGCAUCAAGAAGUCUGUCGUGGAGCAGCCAUUCACAGCAACACAACUUUUUCAGUGCAUAUAUGCAGCUGCUUGAGGAGUUUUCAAGUCAGGAGUUUGAACAGCUGGAAUUUCUUUUGUCCUAAAGAGCUGUCAGCAGAGAGAUGGAUUUGUGUGUGUGUGUGUGUUUUAACCAUUUGUGAAUCCACUCGCUGAUGUUCUUCACUAUCUGGUGGCCAAAUGGGUGCGCUGCAGGUCAUCGAAGUGCUUCUUGAAAAGUAUUUAUUCAAAACAGAGAUACUCUGUACCUAGAGAAAUGCACACUGAUAUUUUUUUAUGUUUAACUAGAACAUGGAUGCCAGCUGAAAAGGGAGAUUAUUUCAAGGCCCCAGUUUGGCAGGAAACUUUUUCUAGUUUGCUUUCAGGACCAAGGCAGCUCUGUGAGGGCUGCCUGCGAAAUUUUGCAGGGGUUUUGUGCUAAUGGAAGAAAAGCUCCAGAGUGAAAUACCAGAUGAGUCCAUGGCAUGCAAAAUAAAACUUGGUCUAAGCGCAGGGAGAGUAAAAUGGAAAGACAGAUGGAAGAAGGAAGAGAAAUGAGGUCUUUGCUUUAUUUUUUUUUCUUUUUCCAAUUGGUAGUGAGGCUUCCAGAUGUGGGUUCCUCACCACUUGGGUGCCUCAUCCUUUGCCAAAGCACGAUGUGGGAGCAGGCUGCCAGCUCCUCAAACAUCCCAGCUUGGUGGCACCAGCACAGAUGACUGUUCUCUCUGUCAGCCUGCACAGUGUUUACAGGCUGUAGCCCGUUUGGGAGAAGAGCCUUGUCAUUGCUGUUCUAAGGGAUUUCAUCAGGCCCAAGCUGUGUUUGAGGCAUCCCUGCAGGAAUGAAUCAUUCAGCUGUUUGAUGCAGUGACCCUGCUGAGGAAGUCUGUGCUGCCUCAGAUUGCUUCGUGGAGUCAGCUGUGCUGAGCCCUGCCUUGAUAAGUGACAGGUGCUACUGGGCUAGUAUUGUCUGUUGCUGCUUACAGUGCUGAAUUUCCUGCAGAACUGGCCCGUCAGAGGAUCGGGAUCGUCUUUCCUGUCUCAUUUAUCAGGCUCAGACUCUUUCUGUAAUGGCAUAAUUAACAGAGCUGUGAGCUUCUCUUUCCUAUUAGCUGCACGUGCCAAAAACGCUGCCAUUUCGGGAGGAGACCCUGUGCUUGUGUGGCUUCUGGGUACCCCUGCAUCAGGCGUAGUGGGGGCACCAGCUCAGCAGGGAGGGGAGAGAGAUGCUAAAGACUGGGACCUGCCUUUGCAAAGGACGGAGCAUUGCCUUGCAUGCGAUCCUGGCUGCUGGAACCACACCACAGUGCCUCACAGUGCAUCACUUGAGCCUAGCUGUCCAUACGCAACCAAACCCUCUCCCUACUUCGCAGCAAUCCUCUCUCAACAUCUGGGUGCACUUUGUCACUAAUGCUUGGCUGGGACUUGAGCUCCUCCCCAGCAUCUGACACCCGUUUUCUUCUGAAGUACCUGGGUAGCCCGCAGUGUACCUGCUGGCAGCAAGGCCCAUUUAAAAUGCUGGGAUGCAAGCCUGUGGAAAAGAUGAGUGUCCUGGCAAAAUACUUUUCUUAAUCUUGGAAGGAAGCAUAUUGCUGGCUGACAGUCAGUGCACAAAGUGUCCCUGUGGGCACUGAAAACUGUCCCACCUUCCUGACAGGGUGUGCUGUUGUUUCCUAGCAGUGCCCAAGAUCACCCAUGAGUGCAUCAGCAGCCUGAGCAGGGGGCAUGCCAGCAGCCAGGCCACUGGCACAACUCGUCUCAUAGCCAGUCAGCAACAGCAGGCAGUGCCAGAGGCUCCCGGAGCUGGUCUGAGAGAUGUGGUGGCAGGCAGGUAGGAGAGUUUUCCCUCAGAGAAGGUUUUCUCUUAUUGUUGAUAACUGAGAACAGGGUUUGGAUGAUAAUACAGCAGUGUGUCUGAUCCUUCUCACAUACAAUGGAAGAACAGCUUCUUCUAGUGUGUAGUAAAAGAAAAAAAAAAAAAGAUUUGUGUUUAUGUGGCUGGCAAAAGGCUUCCUUGGGCGUCAUUUGAGCCAUAAACGCUGGGUUAUGUCCUAGGAACUAGAGGUGAAGUGUUAGCAGUUCUCUAUUUCAGGCAAAAACAAUCACAUAGCUCAGCAUAACUUCCUGACUUUUUAGUUGUUAACACUAGUUCUGUUUUAUUUAAUUUCUGGUCCAUGUAAUGUGCUGUGGUUGGAAAAGCAUCCCUCAAAGAGAAAGCCAAUUUGGCAAAAUAAUGAAUUUAAUAAUUAUGUUAGGAAUAGUUGCAAUGACCUCUGUGACUUAAUGGAUUUGACUUCACAGCAUCUACGUGAAGCAGAUCAGUGCUUUGGGGAUGAUGUGCUGUGGAAACUGAGACGAGGACGGACUAAAUUCACGUGAGUGAGAGGCAUCAGGGCAGCGAAUCCAGACUCCUCGGAGCCUCUUGUGCUGUAGCCAAUAGGUCAUGUUUUUGCUCCUUUUAGUGCUCUUAAGAAAUGGUUAUCACAUUGAUGGAUAAUGCGCUAGUAGUUUUCAGAGAGGGAAAAGAAGGGAAUUCUAGGUAAGAUGAAAGUUCGAAGGCAAGAACAUGAGUUUCUUCUUGAAUAUUCAUUUGAGCUCUGGGUGGUAUAUGACAUGAGGACAAGGUUUUUGUUUGAGAAAUAUGACAACAAACCAGUACUUGGGAGGGGAGGGAAAAAAAGGCGAUUCACAUGUGCAAGUAAAUGAUCAGCAGGUUGUAUGCGGUUAGCUCCAACCCAUUGUGUGCAGGGUUUGUGGAAGUCCUGUUCAUUUCAGGAGCUCCUGGCCAGGAACAGAACAAUUUCAGGGCAGCCUUGAGAAAAGUGAACAUGACAAACUAGGAGGGGGGAGAAUGUACUGGUUAUUGUUUACAUUUCAAGGUGUUGGGUGGCUCAAAGGCACGAGAGAGCAAAUUGGCCUGACGACUGAGAGACUGAAAGUGCUGUCUGCACAGCUCAGUGCUUUGGUCACUGCGUUUGUAGAGCUCUGAUGGCAUCUGCAGUGACGUGUGGCUGCUCGUGCACAUCACGUCCUUCGCCUGGCUCUGGAGAGGGAAGCACCUGUAGAGGUCCCUAUUGUACUAUAAAUCCAGGAAAUCACUCAGGAUGCCUUUACGACCAGUUAACAAACAAACAGAAAAGCGCAGCUACUCAUUAAAAGCUCAGUGUAAGUAGUCAUUAAUUAUCAUGACAGCAAUAAAAUCUUGUACUAUGACUAGGCUCUGGGCUGCUCCUACUCUCGCUGAAGUGAGUGUGAGCAAGAGCAGGCUCUGAGAAGCAGCUCUCAGCGAGCUGAAGGAGGUGUCGCAGCACAGCUGCUGCUGCUGGUUUGUGCCUCCUCUGGAGGAGGACCCAUGAAAUGAGAGGAAACAGAGGCACGGGGAGGCCAAGUCACUUGAUCUAAAUCCCAGAAAACAAGAUGGGUGUGUAGACCCUGGGCCUUUGGGCCCUUACACGGCCUAGGUAAUGGCUUUUUUCUCCUAUUUGCAGCCCAAUAUUUUGCUUUUAUUAAGAAAGAGCAGAGGUAUGGGGCCUGGCAAGAGACCCUGAAAGAGACCCCCGAGGCAGGGUAGCCAUUCAGUAGGCAUCUUAUUAAUAAAGGAUGGAAAUCUGUAGUACCUAUGAUCAUGUUUUCAUGGUCUCACAUCUAAAUCUUUUCUUUUCUUCCUUGCUGGGGCUUCAAUUUGAUAAAUGUUCACAUAGAAGAGAAAGGCACAAUGUAGGCAGUAAGUGACACAGAAAAAUACAAAUAUAAUGCUCUCCAUCAUGGGAUUUUUCCAUAUAGCUCAUGGAUUAUGGGUUAUGGUCUGUGUCCUGCUCUUACAUCCCUGUAGAAGCAACAGGUCACAUAACCACACUGAGGCUGUUGUAUAGCUGGUCCAAUUGAUUGUUAGUUUGAUGGAGUUGGACAAAUUAAAAUUUUAAUCUUAAAAAUAUGAGAAAUUCCCAAGCUAGGGUAAAAACGGUUUUAAAUGCUUGUCUUCUCUAACAGUUCAAGAUGAGCUGAACGUGGGACUUGAGGCAUGUCUUGCCAAGCCACAUUUUGGGAGAUGCCCAUCCAAUUUUUUUCCCCAUUUAGGCAAUCAGGACUCCUGCGAAAUUGGCAGGUAGCUCUGGGAUCGGUUUUCCAACUCAGAAGUCAGAGGUAUCCAGAUGGCACGUUUGGGUUCUGUAUCUGACAGUGACUCACUUAAACACAGAAUUUUAAUGAAAUCUUCAUGUUGAGUUUAUCUGGUGCAGGUUUGCAAACAGGUUGCCUAACAGCAGUUCCAUUUUGACACUCUUAUUUAAACAGUACUUUGUCCUUUAACAGGCAGAAGCACAGCUAGGUGGUUCUGUGAGUACUAGAAAUUGAAAUGUGGCUGUGGUUCUUGGCCAUGACUGACCCAAAAUACCGUGUGGUGGCUUUGUCAUUGGCCAAGGAGAGACUGAGAAUGGGGAGCCAGGCUGAGGCAGCUGUGGGAAGGCUUCCCAGGCACAGCACAUCCAGGAGCCUGGUGCUGAGUGCACCCCACAUGCUGUGCAGGGGCUGCAGACCUCCUGGGAGCACUGUUUCUGUUUGCAAAUUGAUCUGUCUUCAGCUUCCCAAGGCAAGGAGCCACAAUGUGACCCAGGGUUGGGAGUGGUACAGCUCGUCACUGUCACUUUACGACAUAUGCUCUGCUCUUUGCUACUUUGAAUUAUUUUAUAGUGGUGUUCUGUCAUCGUUUUUGCUAUGGCAGGCGAAGAAAAAGCCAAGAACUCUUCCUAUGUCUUCUCUGUGCAGGACUCCAGCACAAAGAUGCCUCCUGGUAGCUCCUGCUGAGAAAUAGCACAGCCAGGGUUGAGACACAAGAAGAUAGGGCCGUGCUUUGCAAGAGCAUCUGACUAACCCGAGCAAAGCUAAUUUGUUUGACAUCAUUGCUGUACGUAAGACUAAGUCUGUUUGUGUCCCAUUGUUACGGCAAAUCCCAUGAUGAGCUGCGUUUUAUUGACUUCUGCUGGCCGUUUGACGGAGCCCCAGCGGCAGAUGUGAAUAGGAGCGCUGUUCCAGGAAGCUGUCUAAUAGAUACUCCUUGGGAUUUGGAAGGUUGCAGGGCAACCGGUAGGCCUGGCAGGUAGCUGCAACAGCUUUACGUAACAGGGAGGACCCAGGAGCUUUCAGGGCAUCCCUGCCCUGCGAGCCAGCCAGCCCAGCAGCCACCCCGCAGGGCGGUGAGGCAUCUAAGACAAGGCACUGGCAGGCAGGGGACAGUGUGGGGACCGGGAUUUUAUGGGGCCAUGCCACAUGGCCAGAACAUGCAGAUUUUGACCUAAGUGUUUGUGUCUUUUCCCUCUCUUCAAGACUACAUGCAUGUGCUUAUGCCUAUUUAGUGGAGGGAUGUUGCUGAGACAGCAAAACACGAGGAGGGGCCCCUCAGGUGGCCUCAUCUGCACUUGUGCUUUUUGGCAGCUCUUAGCAUCUUAGACAUUGGGUCUUGGCAGCUCUGGCACAGAACGUGGGCAUAGCAGGAGAGCUGCUGGGAAGGGUGGUGGUUAUGCUGUGUGAUUUUCCAGCAAGGAAAAUAAGUGGAUGCAGAGUUCCUAGAUGACUGACUGACUGCCGUGUGACAGGGCCUCAUCCUUCUGUUCAAUUCAAGAUCAGACCUGGGUCCGCAUGGGAGCAAAUGCUGGGAUACCUGAAGGUUGUAGCAGGUAGAGUGGUGGCUGUGAAAACAAUCCAGUAGGAAUUUGUGCUAAUUUCUCUUGCUGCCUUGGUGGCAAGGGGCAGAACUGUGAACUUGAAGAUGGGCAUGAACUUGAAGACAAAGGCUGAUGAACCCGUGAAGCUUGUAAUUUCCAGGCUGAUCCUGUAAAACAAGUCAGAAGAAGCAGGAUUGAGCAUUUCAAGGCAAAACUAAGUUCAAAACCCAGAAUGACCACUGGAAAGAGCUGACCAGUUGCACAGAGAGUGGUAAGACCCGUGGAAGGGUGCAGGAGAUGCCUGUCUCACUGCUGUGGCUUCUGCUUCAGCUGUGUCCUGGUUUCCCACUUAGGACCGUACAGCCCCUACACAACGGUGAACUCGUGCGGCUUGGCUUAGAUUGCUUAAAAGAGCAGCUCUGAAGUAUCCCUGCUGGACAUGCAGCCCCUGUUAAAUGAAUGCAGACCCCAGCAGUUGAGCUGGGUUUUGUAGUUGCAUAUGGAUUGGUGAUCAGACAACCUGACUGAACCAAGACAGGGAUUUUGUUAAUCCAAGCCCUCCAGAAUGUGAGUCCUUUUACAGCAGUGCCUGGGAGCUCACUGCCCUCCCACAACUGGCUGUCAUUGUCAUGAGGACUGGUGUGUGUCCAGCAGCUGGGGGUUAAAGCUCAGCCUUUCCUCCUUUUCCAGGUAAAAGUGAUGUUGCAGAUCUGCCUGCUGCUCUCAGAGCAGCACCAGCUCAGGCUGUCCUCGUUUACCAGAAUGAACCAGCACACAAACGCAGCGCGGCUCCUGAGGAGCUGAAAGACUGGAAAUUCUCUUGCCCUUUCCCCUCGCCUCGUUAAUACUUCUCUUGACUUUUUUUGGUGGCACGUUCAUUGCUUCUCAAGUGCAAAUAUGUUUGUGAGGUCUCCUCCCUCGGGCACAUCUCAGCCAUCUGAAUGCCUUCUUCCAUCACUAACUGCUUUUCCCAUCAAGAUUACAGCAGCAAAAAAUGUUCUCUAUGGGCUGGGUGCUCCCCUAUGCAUGAAAAAUGUGUGCAGGAGCCAAGAAACACCAGGAGUUUCCUCCUGAUUGUUCCAAAUAAGAACGGGGAGUGACGCAGGCGAAGGGCAUGACCUUACAGAGACACAUGCACGCAUGCUUUGAGAUCUGCACAGAAAUGGCCGUGACCUCAGCAAAACCUUACGGGAUUUAGGGGAAGUUGGACUGGGUUGUGUGGCCUUGGACAUUCCCAUCCAACUCUUUCUUCUUUUCCAGCACGGUUCCUUACAGGUCCAGCCUUCCAGGCCUUCCCAGUGCAGGUGUCCCCUCCUUCCACCAUCCACAAGUGCUGUGGUGCAGGAGGAAAUCCCCUGGGUUUGUCCUGUGUGGAAGCCUCCAAUGGGUUGUAGGGCAGAGGUGCCAGAGCGUUUCUGCCCGGGUUCUGAGCAAUGCCAAGGGCUGGGCCAGGCCCCCAAAGAGAAGAAAGUCCGCGAGCUUUCACAGGGUUGGGAGGAGAGAUGGAGCCUGCCAUUCUUGCUUUCCCCUCCUGUUAUUCAGGGCAAGUUUGCACUGGUUUGACCUCUCCGUUCAUCUAGGCAGAGGACAGAUAUCCUGGUGUGGGAUCCCGCUGUAAACUGGUCCAGCGCACUCUUGUAUUUCAGGUGCCACUUUCAAACUACAACCUGGAAAGUCUUAAAAGAGGUAUUUAGGAUGAUUCCACGAAGGGUUAGUUUGCUUUUUAGACCAUUAAGUGUUUGUGAAAUGCAGCCAUUUAAUGUCUUAACACGAGGAUUUUUAAGAGAAUUAAAAGGGAUCUGGGAUUUUCCCAAUUAGCUCUGGCCUGACUCCAAGACCUGCCGCAGGCUGUAGUAAAACCCCUGUUGAUUUCAGUGGGUAUGGAAUUAGUGUUUGGGUAUUUAGGCAUUUUUAGGCUUUUGAUUGCCAUGGGCACUCAAUUACUUAAAUUUCUUAAAAUGUACUUUUUAAUAUUUAUAUUACUAGGGGGUUCCGUGGGAUGUAAGAGGAGCAGGAUGAGAGAUGCAGGCCACCAUGCUAUGCAGUAACAGCAACUCAUAAAUGUAAGCAUGCUCUGAAUACUAUUGGAAGGUUAAAAACCCCUGGGUGGG
Molecule: messenger RNA, 10896 nt
Organism: Anas platyrhynchos (mallard)
Lineage: Eukaryota; Metazoa; Chordata; Aves; Anseriformes; Anatidae
Product: methylenetetrahydrofolate dehydrogenase (NADP+ dependent) 2 like
Biological process (GO): tetrahydrofolate interconversion
Cellular component (GO): mitochondrion
Molecular function (GO): methylenetetrahydrofolate dehydrogenase (NAD+) activity; methylenetetrahydrofolate dehydrogenase (NADP+) activity; methenyltetrahydrofolate cyclohydrolase activity
Source: RefSeq, a predicted model, not a curated record